UACAUUCAUUUACUAUAGAAAGUAAGCAUUACUUUUACACAUAUCUUUGCUUAUUUGUAAUUUAAUAUUAGUGGGUACUUUCCAAUUUUCAAAUAUUCAUAUAUAAUUUUUUUUUAAAAUGUGAUAAUUCAAAAAUAAUUAAAUCAAGAAGCAUGGUGUGGUUGUUAGGCCUGGAACUUAUUAUCCGAGAUCCGGAUUCGAUCCGAGAUCCGCUCAGGAUCCGCUCCGAAAAUAGGAUAUCUGGGAUGUCCGGAUCCGAAUCCGGAUAGUAAAAUCUGGAAUCCGUCCAAAGGGAAUCUGAAUCCGGAUAUCUUAAUUUUUAGGUCCGGAUAUUCGGAUCCGUAUUUUUAAAACACAUUAAAUUUUUAAAUUUCAUUAAUAUUUAUAUUUGAUAUAUUAAUAUUUAUACAUGAAUUAAUCUUAUAAUAUUAUAUUUUAGUUUUUACAAUAUUAUAGACAUAUAUAAAUAUAUUUAUAAAUAUUUGAUCUAUGUAUUAUAUUAAAAAAAAAUUAGUAUUUUUUUUAAAAAGUAUGAUUUUUAAUUAUUUUUACGGAUGCGGAUCCGGAUAUCCGCGAGUAAUAGAAUAUCGGGAUGAAUAUCCAAAAUCCGGAUAUCCGGAAACCACGAAUCCGGAUCCGGAUAUUAAAUUCACGGAUCCAGAUCCGGGUACCCCGAAUUUUCCGGAUAUCCGGAUCCGUCCUAGGCCUAGUGGUUGUUGCAUGAAUCCCAAAAAAAAAUUCAUGCGUUUGUAAAAAACUGCAAGAAAGUUUUAUAUUCUCAUUUAUUUUGAUUAUUUACUGUUUUAAAUACUUGUGGCUGAGAUCUGAGUAAAUAAUCAAAAUUAUAGAGAUCAUUUAACAUCAAAAGUUCAGAAGUGAUUUAAGAGUCCAUUCAAUUUUGAAGAUAUUAAAUUAACCUCAUAAAAAGUGUAGAAUAUCUUAGUUUUGUUUAGAGCAUCUGCAACUUAUCUAUAUAUAUAUUCAGUUAGAACUAUUAUAUAAUUAGUUUUGUUCCAAUAUAUGAUUUUAUAGAGACAGAAUAGUAUUUUCUGUAUUUAUCUCUUUGAAAAAAAAAAACUCUAUUAUAUAGAUGGGUUUGAGAUGAUUUUAGUCUAAUGAUAUAAUCCCAAUUAAAAAUUCAUGUGCGGUUGAUUCAAUCGAUUAGAAUGAUACUAUUUUAGUGUUUUUUUGGUGUACCUAACCUGAAUCUAGUCUUGUUGCUAUAUCUACAGAGGAAACUUUGAGAAGAAUCCAUUUCUUAAAGUAAAGAAACUGGUGUUUUAAAAUGCGCUAUGCGUUCAUUACGCGCUAGAUGACUGUAUAGCGUCUAACCGUAUAGACGCCUAAACGGAGUGUAUACGUAUAUAUAUUUUUAUAAAAAAUAUAAAUAUAAAUAUAUAUAUAUAUAUAAAUUAUUUUUGAAAAAAAUGAACAUAAAUAUAUUUUAAAUCCAAUUUUAUAUAUAAGUAUAUAGUUUACCAUAUAUAAAUAGUUUUAAAUUAUAAAAACUAAAGCCAUUUUAAAUAUAUAAAAGAUGAUAAAUUUAAAAUGAUUUUGCAACAAUUAUACUAAUAUCUACAAUCAUAUAUUUACAUAAAAUAAGUAAAAGUAAUAUAAAUAAUAACAUUAAUAAAAUAUAAUAAUAAUAUUACUAUUUUUUUGAAUAUUAAUGCUUAAAAUCCGUCUAGGCGUCUGCGUCGACCGCAUAAUGUCCACCUAAAUGCUAUAAUUCACCCGAAUGAUAUAAAUUCGCAUAAAACACUGUAUAACAUAAAAACAAUAUGGUUGGCUAUCGUAUAGCGUCUAAACGCCGCUUAGACCGUAUUAUAGAACACUGAAAGAAACCAAAUUAGAAUCCUCUAAGAAGUCCAUGCUUGUCCUCUCUCGUCAAACAAAAUCAAUUUCAUACGGAGUAGUUUUAACGUCUCUUUCAACUUUUCAAACACAGCUUCUCAAUUCACUUUGUUUAGCUUAUAAACUUUGGAACCUCUAACAAAAGGUCAAAAUCUUAAAAAGUCUUGGUCUCGGUUUAAAGAAAGUAACGCAGAACUGGGAGAUGCGGUACCAGUAAUCAUCGUGAUAUACAAGUGUCAAUUGGCUUUGUUGCCGACACGUAACCACAACUCACCCAACACAAGAUCUCUUAGUCAUGAAGAAUGAUACGACUCUACUUCUUUCUUUUAGAUCAUUACAAAUUCUUAAAUUAUCAUCAUAUAUUAUAUACAAACACACAAAGAUAAAUGUGUAAGAGACUAAUUUGGCGUUGCGCACCAACCUAACUUCCCUUCUACUUCAUCUACAACUCGUGUCCACUUUUGUUCAAGAUUACUAUUAUAAACACGCCUCCCGCGUGAAUAUUAAAACGCAAACAUCAUAAGAAACCUACAAACAGAAAUCUUCUGGCUUCACUGCCGAUUUGUGAUGGAGAACAAGAAGACCAAUCAUGGAGAUGAUGGGCAUGAUUGUGUUCCUCCUAUCCAUAUCCAAGUCGUGAAGAUCAAAAAAGAGUUUGAGAAGAUACAUCAGCCUGAGAUGCCUAGGGUGCUUCGAGAGAUCACUAGUCCACGGCGUUCCCGUUCUCCCCUCGGCUUAGGAGAGAGAGACAGGCCUAUCUCCGUUGGGAAUUGAUAACAAAGAGAGAUAAAGAUAGGUGAUCCUUUAUGUAUUAGAGUUUCUCUUUAUUUUUCAAUGUAAAUAUCUUUGGUUAAUGUAACGAGUCUCCUGUUCUAAUCUCUCUUCUCUCGUUUGUUGUAAUCUUUAAGAGGUAACCCACCAACUAGUUCAUAGAGAUAUCUCGAUCGCUA
Messenger RNA from Brassica rapa (field mustard), 2804 nucleotides. RefSeq lists its product as uncharacterized. NCBI's taxonomy places the organism in Eukaryota, Viridiplantae, Streptophyta, Magnoliopsida, Brassicales, Brassicaceae. The record is from RefSeq and is a predicted model, not a curated record.